GUCAGCCUCUCCGUUAACGUUCAGAGAGCCGGCGACCAAAUCCCGAGACCCAAUCGAGCCUCCAUUGCAGCGAGCUCGAGGAGACAGCUCGGUGGAUCUCGAUUCACCUGCGGAAGACUGCUAAGUUCCAAGCUCCGGCGAGCUCAGAGGCCUCAUACUUGACCCAGAUCCAUGUCCUCCUGAUCCCGCCAACCCCUUCCCUCCCGCCCUCUUCUCUGGCUCUGAAGAAGAUAGAAGAGAGAGAAGCCGCGUGAAGGUUGCUCACAGGCUCGGAAAUGGCGAGGAUUUUCGAGUACUUCGUGAUGUGUGGGAUCGGCCCCGAGAUUCGGACGCUGUACGAGGAGAAAGGAUUCCAUGGGACCGGCAUCAUGUACUUGCCCUCCUUGCUCGAUCAGUACCCGCCGUCCGAUCACAAGCUAUACUCUUCUCCGCCUCCUCAGCUCCCUACGUGUGUGUUGCCAGCUGGGGUGGCUUUCUAUUCGUCGGGUUUCGAUUCCAAUGAUCCCUCGACUUUCCCACGGAGCUACCCGAUAGUCCUUACUGAUGGAGAUGGAUCAAAAAUUUAUGUUAGCUGUAUUGCUUUUCGCGAUCCAGUCAGCGAGGACAUUGCUGAAGCUUAUCAUAUACCAGCAAAUUCAUUUGCUGACAAAUGUAUAUGUCUUGUUUCACGGUCCCCGAGCUUUAAUGUGCUACGAACUUCCCUUGAGGAAAUAUUUAUGCUUUGCUUCUCUUCGAGUGGAAGUAGCAACUUCCAGCAAACCAUUAUGGGAGGUGAUAGCAGGUGUAGUAUCAAAUGUUCCUUUGCCCACUCCGGGAAAGGAUCGAGUAUUGUUCGCCAUCGAGAAUUCAUUACUCUCAGUGGAGGCUCCACCUAAAGAUGGGCUUCCUCAUGUCGAUAUUUCAUUUCAGCCUAUCAUCCAGUGCUUGGAUGUUGACAAUUUAAUUAAGCUUUUUACAGCUGUGUUGCUUGAAAGACGAAUUUUGCUCCGAUCAAACAAGUACUCUCUUUUAACUCUCGUGUCAGAAGCCAUAUGCCAUCUGAUUUAUCCAUUUAGAUGGCAGCAUGUCUACAUUCCAUUGCUAUUUUUCAGUGGAGUAGACUAUAUAGAUGCUCCAACACCAUAUAUGAUGGGUCUACAUUCAGGUGUUGAUACGUCCACUCUAGCUAUGGAUGGUGUAGUUGUUGUUGAACUUGAGUAUAACCGCAUCACAACAUCGGAGGAAAUACCUCCUAUUCCAGAACCAGAGUUAAGUUCUUUGCGUGAAGAGAUAACCAAAUUGUUGCAUCCCAAUGUUGUUGGGAUAGAUCUCAUGAAGGCUGAUUUAGGUGGUUCAUAUGAGCUGUAUUCCAAAGCUGGCAAAAAGCCAUGGGGAGAAGACCAUGAUCUUCAACUCAGGAUGAUUUUUCUGAAGUUCUUUGCAUCCUUACUAGGGGGCUACCGCAAUUUUAUUGAAAAUUCUGCAACACAAGUAUUCAACAAUCAAGCAUUUCUAAAGAAACGCUCCCGCUCAACCAAUGAACCACCCGGGCCAAUGAUCACGCAGUUUUUGGAGUCUCUUGGUUUCUUGGACUACUUGGAGAGAGGUCUCGGUUCUGAUGAAAACGGGGCGAAUCUCCUUGACAAGUUACAAGAUGCAAUUGGAAGGGGACAAAAUCCUACUUCAAUUCUUCCUUCAUCUUUGGCGGAGCCUGAGAUCAUAACAAUAUCAGAUUCUGAUGGUGGAACAUCAGGAUCUGGUGCCAAGUACACCUAUGAUAGAUUUCCUUCAAACAUCAGAACAGAAGAGCAAGAAGAGAGGAGAAAGCAGAUUCUGGAAGCUGCAAGUAGAAGCUUUGAUUACUCAGCCAAGCAUGGUCCUGGCUCACCCGUUGUGUUGGUUGCAAAGGAUUCAAAGGCUGAAACUCUGAGUCCAAUGGAGAGGGCUGCUGAGAGGGAGCGCAUGGUAUUGGAUAUAAAAGUUAAACUUCAGGGCCUAUGGCUGCGACUUCUUAAACUUGGAGCAACUGAUGAUCCUCUUUCAUCCUUUGAAUAUGGCACCAUCCUAGCUUUGAUUGAAUCUGAUGCUGAGGGCAUCGGUGGCAGUGGCUUCGUUGAAUGUAUAAGAGAGCACAUUAAUUCAGGAUGGCAAGGUCAAUUGACUGAUGAACAGUUUAUUGCCGUAAAAGAAUUGCUGAAAACAGCAAUCGGCCGUGCAACCUCUAGGAAUGAUGUAUUGACAAUCAGGGACGCCCUCGAAGUUUCUGCUGAAAUGUUUAAGAAAGAUGCUAAUAAUGUUCCUGACUACAUUCAGCGCCAUCUUAUAUCUUUGUCAAUAUGGGAGGAACUGAGGUUUUGGGAAGGUUAUUUUGACUAUCUCAUGGAUCGAUCUUCAAGCAGUGCCGUCAAUUAUGCAAUUCAGGUGUCAACCCAGCUAAUUGUAGUGGCAUCGCACAUGGCUGGCCUGGGACUUCCUGAUAUGGACGCUUGGUACAUGAUUGAAACCAUAGCAGAGAAGCAGCAAGUCGGAUAUAAACAAUUUAUCAGACUCAGAGGAUUCUUGUCACACGUUCAGCAAGUGCGAGUUGGUUAUUGGGGAAUAUCAUCUGUUAAAGCCCAGUCAUUGUCGUCCCAAGGCUUGCAUUCUCCUCGAACUAAAGAUAGCAUAGAUGAGGGUCAGCAACCUGCUGAGGCUUCUGGCGUUGGAAGGAGCUGGGUCCAGAGCAUGUUCAGCAGAGACACGUCUUCACGAACGCAUUCAUUUAGUCGUGUUCGUGGAUGGACUUCCGAUGGUGGUGCUUCCGUUGCGGAGAAUGGAACACCUCGAAAACAAGACCCAACUUCUGCUGCUCAGAAAAAAGUCCAAACAAGUAUUCGUGUACUCAGGGGCCAUAGUGGUGCUGUAACUGCACUACACUGUGUUACUAGAAGAGAAGUUUGGGAUCUUGUGGGAGACCGUGAAGAUGCAGGUUUCUUUAUUAGUGGCAGUACAGACUGUUUGGUUAAAAUCUGGGAUCCUAGUCUCCGUGGUAAUGAAAUGAGGGCUACUCUGAAAGGACAUUCCGGAACUGUCCGUGCCAUAAGUUCUGACAGAGGAAAGAUCGUCUCAGGAGCUGAUGAUAACUCUGUCAUUGUUUGGGACAAGCAAACAUAUGAGCUUCUGGAAGAGCUGAAAGGCCACGAUGCUCAGGUGGGCUGUGUCCGCAUGUUAUCGGGUGAAAGAGUCCUCACUGCUGCCCAUGAUGGAACUGUGAAGAUGUGGGAUGUGAGGACUGACACUUGUGUGGCAACUGUCGGUCGUUGCGCAAGUGCCGUUCUUUGCAUGGAAUAUGACGAUUCAACGGGAAUUUUAGCUGCUGCUGGAAGAGACGCUGUUGCCAACAUCUGGGAUAUUCGUGCGGGCAAGCAAAUGCACAAGCUUUUAGGGCACACGAAAUGGAUCAGGUCCAUUAGAAUGGUGGGUGACACUCUGAUUACUGGUAGUGAUGAUUGGACAGCACGAGUUUGGUCUGUUUCCCGAGGAGCGUGUGAUGCAGUUCUAGCAUGCCAUGCAGGCCCAAUAUUGUGUGUUGAAUAUUCUGCGUCAGAUAAAGCCAUAAUUACAGGUUCAAGUGAUGGCCUCAUCAGAUUCUGGGGAAACGAGGAGGGAGGUAUAAGAUGCAUGAAGAAUGUGACUAUCCAUUCAUCUGCUAUAUUGUCGAUAAAUGCGGGGGAGCACUGGCUAGGAAUUGGAGCAGCCGAUAAUUCACUGUCUCUCUUCCAUCGGCCGCAAGAGAGGAUGGGCUUCUCGAGCUCUGGUUCGAAAAUGCCCGGGUGGCAACUCUACCGAACCCCUCAGAAAACAGUAGCUGUGGUGAGAUGCGUGGCUUCGGACCUCGAAAGAAAAAGAAUUUGUAGUGGCGGUCGUAACGGCCUCCUUAGGCUGUGGGAUGCAACCAUCAACAUCUAAAUUACCCUCUGCCCCCCUGCGAUGCCCGUUCCCUAGUAUUUCCUACGAAGUUGCUUAAACAGUUUUCCCUUUUUACGAGCUUGGUUGAGCCGUAAAUCAUGUACGAAUGGAAAAAACUCGAGCUGAACCAAAAUUUUGCUUUCCUUGGCCUUUGGUAUUCUGCGUUACACAUAACAGCAGUAUGUACAAGUCUUUCUUUAGAAUCUGUGAACUCAUUGGAGAGAAUGAUGAGGAGCUUUGUGGUGGUUUUUCAUUGCA
Punica granatum (pomegranate) is the source of this 4185-nucleotide messenger RNA. NCBI's taxonomy places the organism in Eukaryota, Viridiplantae, Streptophyta, Magnoliopsida, Myrtales, Lythraceae. The record is from RefSeq and is a predicted model, not a curated record.